AAUGAGAGUUCUUUUUGAAGAAAGACCGGUAUGCAACGGAUAUGAGAUAUAAAGUAUCGAAAAUACAAGCAACGGAACGGACUUACAUUUAUUAUAUAUAUGGCGAUAUAUUUGGCAAGGUCGUUUCUCAUAGACAAAUCGUUCAUAUCCAACUGUGAUGACAGGCAGGUGAAAAGGUUGGAGAAGAAUCAACUGUCAAACUUGAUUUAAUUCGUUCAAUCAAACGAAUUGUGUUGAAAACAGACAUGGAGAAGACUACAGCGGACAAGUUGAUCCCGAAAUUAAUCUCCGGGACAUACGAAGAAUUUUGUGAGAACAUUAUUGUAUUUUUAGACACUUACAAUAAAAAGACCAGUUUUGAUGAAUUAAAUAGUAACUGUUUACGAGAGAAACUAUGGAAGAUGUUAUUUCAUCAUUUAACAAAUCAAAUGUAUAUAGAUCACCGACAUCAUUGCUUGGCUGCAUUGAGAAUACUCAGUCGAGACAAAACUAAUUUAGAUGAAUUAAUUACUGAUAAUGCAGUAAAGAUUAUAUUGUUAAAUACAGGCCUGACAAAAAUAUACGAUGAAGAACAAAUUUCAUAUACAGUAGUCAUGAUAGAAUCAUUAAAGUUGUUAUGCAACUUAUUAUUCAAUAGCGUAAAAAUGCAACAAUCGAAAGUACUAAUAUCCUCUUUGCCUUAUCUGAUGGAUCGUGUUAGAAAUUAUACAAAUGAUACUCCAUAUGAUGUCAAAUUAUUUGACAUGAGAAUAUUGUUUCUUAUCACUGCGUUAAAUACUUCGACCAGAAACAUAAUUAAACAUGACUUGUGUGGUGAUGUAUGUCUUAUAAAAAUAAUAGAGGAUUUUGUGACAAGAAAUCAAGAUAAUAAUGAAACAACUAUUAUUAAGACUGAAGAAAUCACAGUAAUUUGUGAAGUUUUAAAAGUUCUGUUUAAUUUAUACAUACAAUCGGACGAUACUGGGAUUGAGGAUCAAGAGAAACAUAAAAAUUUGAUGUUGAUUUUAUAUAAAUUAUUAAUUCUUAAAUACUCGAUGCAACAGGACGAUCUUGAGAGCAAUGUCAUCAACUUGUUAACUGUAAUAUUGUAUAGUUGUUACACACCAAUUAUACAACCCGUCAAAUACAACGACCGUAAGAGUGUGUAUCAAGGUAUGGACAUGAGUGCAAUAUGCGUUUUACUUAGAUUUUUGGAUCAAAGAUUGGAUUGUAAAACGCAUUUGAUCGAGAACAUCUCUCCGGUAGUUACCGCUCUAAUUAGACUCGUUAAAUCAGAGAGAAUAAUUCGCAAAUACGUGAGAUUGCAGAUUCUACCUCCGUUGAAGGACGUGAUGAAUCGGCCCGAAGAAGGGACAACAUUGAGAGCCAAAUUAUGCAAGUUAUUAACGUCGCCUCUCAUAGAGCUACGUGAUCUCGUUGCAGAGCUAUUAUUUAUCCUUUGUAAAGAAAAUGUUAAUCGCAUGGUAAAGUAUACGGGAUACGGAAAUGCGGCUGGAAUGUUCGCCAAGAAAGGAUUGUUGGGACGCAACCAGGCGGAAACGGCGUAUUCUUCCGAAUCAGAAGACAGUGAAACGGAAGAAUACCUCAAGUACAAAGAGCAAAUAAAUCCAGUAACAGGGUGUUUCGAGCAUCCCAAGCCAAAUCCGCUUGAAGGAAUGACGGAAGAACAAAAAGAAUUUGAAGCUUUACAGCUAGUAGAUCUUGUUGAUAAGCUGACAAGAGAGGGAGUCGUACGUCCUUGCCGCAUCGGAGAAGACGGGAAGCCGAAACCCAUAGAACACGUCCUUGAGUUGCAGAGUGAAUUACCGAAACAACAAUACAGUCGAAAAGACUCGGACUCUGAAUAAAUAUAUUAUACACAUGUUUAAAGUAUACGAGAAAGAAAUUUGUGUGUAAAGAUGUAACUAUAUUACAAAUAUAGACAUUUCAAUUGAAUCGA
Messenger RNA from Harpegnathos saltator (Jerdon's jumping ant), 1939 nucleotides. RefSeq names its product ric8 guanine nucleotide exchange factor A (gene ric8a). NCBI's taxonomy places the organism in Eukaryota, Metazoa, Arthropoda, Insecta, Hymenoptera, Formicidae. The record is from RefSeq and is a predicted model, not a curated record. Gene Ontology annotation, molecular function: G-protein alpha-subunit binding; guanyl-nucleotide exchange factor activity. Gene Ontology annotation, biological process: G protein-coupled receptor signaling pathway. Gene Ontology annotation, cellular component: cytoplasm. The transcript has 12 exons. Bases 246 to 1847 code for a protein of 533 amino acids.